AUGGUGUAUGGAUUGGGAGAUAAUAGAAAAGGAUGUCUUGGAUUGGGUCACAACAAGUCCAUUGAUUCGCCACAAGUUAUCAAAGAAUUAUGUCAUCAAAACAUUCAGACAUUUAUUAUUGGAUAUGACUUUGUGUUGGCUAUGAAUAGUGUGAACCAUGUCUACGGUUGGGGUUACAAUAUAUACGGACAGUUGGGUAGACAUUGGACACCAUUUGGGGUUUAUUCAAAACCCGAGAGAAUAUCGUAUUUCGACGACAAAGAUGUCCAACAAAUCAGUUGUGGUUCCCAUCACUCACUGGCCCUCACAUCCAGUGGACAGGUGUAUGGGUGGGGAUGUAAUAGUUCGGGACAGAUUGGUUGUGGAGACAAACAAAAUGAUAGACUUGUGUUCAGUUGGGGUGACAAUAGUUGGUGUAAAUUGGGGCACAAUAUAGUGAACGAACAGAACGCAUACAUAUUAAGUCCUAAACUCAUACAUGAUAUGAAUGUUGGAAGUCAUAGGAUCGGGUGGUUUUGGGACAGUAUUGCGAGUGAAACACAAAUUUGGUGGACAGAUUUUGAUGAAAAAGAAGUGCAAAAUCUAAUGAAUGUUAGAUCAGAAUAUGUGGUCAGAUAUUACCACUCAUGGACUGAACCAGAUUUUGGUUACAUUCAGAUGGAGUUGUGUUCACAAAGUCUUCGGAAUAUACUUGAAGUCAAAGCACAAGUAUUUGAGAGACAAUCGGGAGAUCCCAUGAAUCCCUUCGAGUAUUUCAUUUCGUGUGAAAUAUUCCGUCAGAUCUUAGAAGCCGUCCAAUACUUGCAUGGAUUGAAUCCACAGAUGAUUCACAGAGACCUCAAACCCGAAAACAUAGUGAUUGCCUAUAAUGUAGAAAAAGACAGAUUUGUGAAGUUAUGUGACCUCGGAUUGGCUACAGUUCACGACAAACUCAUUCACAACAGGACUUCACAAAAACAUACCUCAGACAGAGGGACACAGAGAUAUAUGGCACCGGAACUCGCAAUCAUAUUCACCGGAUAAUAAAACUCUAAACUCAUCAGUGUCUCAGUUAUGUAAAUGGUUGUCCAAAAUGAUCUUGCCCAAUUGGACUACACGUCCGGAAUGCAGUGAAUUGUUGGCUAACUAUGACAAGUGGGC
Messenger RNA from Oppiella nova, 1140 nucleotides. NCBI's taxonomy places the organism in Eukaryota, Metazoa, Arthropoda, Arachnida, Sarcoptiformes, Oppiidae. The record is from the annotation of a GenBank genome assembly.